GGUUUAACAAGGCUAUCUUUCCAGCCGUACAGCUUUAAACAGCUUCAGCAGAUCAUCACGUCCCGGCUGAACAAGGUGAAGGCCUUUGAGGAGGACGCACUACAGCUUGUGUCCAGGAAGGUGGCUGCUCUGUCGGGCGAUGCUCGCCGAUGUUUGGACAUUUGCCGCAGGGCGACAGAGAUUUGCGGACACUCUGCUGCAGACACUUCUUCCACAGGAUUGGUGGGAAUGAGUCAUGUGAUGGAUGCGCUGAAUGAGAUGUUUUCCUCUGCUUACAUCACCGCCAUCAAGUGUGUGUCGGUGCAGGAGCAGCUCUUCCUCAGAGCCAUCAUUGCAGAGUUUCGGCGGCUGGGAUUGGAGGAGGCCACUUUCCAACAG
Molecule: messenger RNA, 378 nt
Organism: Notothenia coriiceps (black rockcod)
Lineage: Eukaryota; Metazoa; Chordata; Actinopteri; Perciformes; Nototheniidae
Product: origin recognition complex subunit 1-like
Exons: 3
Biological process (GO): mitotic DNA replication checkpoint signaling; DNA replication initiation
Cellular component (GO): nuclear origin of replication recognition complex
Molecular function (GO): DNA replication origin binding
Source: RefSeq, a predicted model, not a curated record